Molecule: messenger RNA, 6493 nt
Organism: Terrapene triunguis (Three-toed box turtle)
Lineage: Eukaryota; Metazoa; Chordata; Testudines; Emydidae
Gene: PITPNM2
Product: phosphatidylinositol transfer protein membrane associated 2
Exons: 27
Coding region: 521-4750 (1409 amino acids)
Biological process (GO): phospholipid transport
Cellular component (GO): cytoplasm
Molecular function (GO): phosphatidylinositol transfer activity; metal ion binding; phosphatidylcholine intramembrane carrier activity
Source: RefSeq, a predicted model, not a curated record
CUCUGCAGCAGUGGGCCAGGCUCGCGCCGGGAGAGGAGGCUGCCAGCCGGGUCCGUGUCGCUGCCGAGGGGCAGAGGGAGAGCCGGGGCGCCCCUCCUCCCGCCACCGCCGCGGCAAGAGACCGGCCAGGCAGCCGCCCAGCCGCGCCGGGAGCCCGGGGAUUGCAGCGGCAGCUCCCCCCUGGCCAGCGGCACCGCGGAGCCCCGCUGCCCUGCCCGCCCUGGCCGGGGAUUAUGCGAGAGGGAAGCGGGCAGGUCGGCAGCCCGCUCCUGGUAGCCGGGGAGAGCAGCAGCCGCCGCCGAGCGAGCGCUGGGGCCGCAGCCGGAUGUUGACAUAUGUGGACCAACAGUGACAUCCUACGUCAGCAAUGCUGCGUUGACUCCCUCCUGCAUUCAGAAGCAUCCAGAGAGAUUUCGUACGAACGGGGUCCUCAAUGCACUCACUUACCAUUAUUUAAGGAGACUUUACUAGAAAUAUCUGGAUUGCAUUUCUGAACUGACAAAAAGGCUUGGACUUCAAGAUGCUUAUAAAGGAAUAUCGUAUUCCAAUUCCAAUGAGUGUGGAAGAGUAUCGGAUUGCCCAGCUGUACAUGAUACAGAAAAAGAGCAGAGAAGAGACAUGUGGAGAAGGCAGUGGAGUGGAGAUCCUGGAGAAUAGGCCAUACACGGAUGGUCCUGGUGGCAUUGGGCAGUAUACCCAUAAAGUGUACCAUAUUGGUAUGCAUAUACCCAGUUGGUUUCGGUCUAUCCUGCCAAAGGCAGCUUUAAGAGUUGAAGAGGAGUCAUGGAAUGCAUAUCCUUACACAAGGACAAGGUAUACGUGUCCUUUUGUGGAGAAAUUCUCUAUUGAUAUUGAAACGUAUUAUAAAGCCGAUCCAGGGGAUCAUGUCAAUGUAUUCAGCCUUUCUCCUGCAGAAAAAAGACAGACAAUUCUUGAUCCAAUUGAUAUUGUUAAAGAUCCUAUCCCACCACAUGAAUACAAGUCAGAAGAGGAUCCAAAGCUUUAUAAAUCUGUGAAGACUAAAAGAGGGCCAUUGUCAGAGGACUGGAUUGAGGGGUACAAGAACAACCCUGGGAAAUAUCCAAUCAUGUGUGCAUAUAAACUGUGCAAAGUGGAGUUCAGAUACUGGGGGAUGCAGUCCAAAAUUGAGAGGUUUAUCCACGACGUUGGCCUUCGGAAGGUAAUGGUGAGAGCCCACCGGCAGGCGUGGUGCUGGCAGGAUGAAUGGUAUGGGCUCACCAUCGAGGACAUCCGGCAGCUCGAGAAGGAGGCACAGCUGAUGCUGGCUCAGAAGAUGGCCCAGUUCAGCUACAGUGAAAGUGAGGCAGAGCAGCACGGAACCAAAGACUCCCCAGGCGAGAAUGAUGCUGAAAGCAACGCCAUGUCCUCCGUCGACGCGGCAGACGCUGCUAGUAAUAUUGGUGAAGCCGUGUCUGGGAGAGGGAUAACCAAGCAAUGGUCCACGUCUUCCAAAUCCUCGCGAUCUUCAAAAAGAGGAGCAAGCCCCUCCCGCCAUAGUAUAUCCGAGUGGAGGAUGCAGAGCAUUGCCAGAGAUUCAGACGACAGCUCAGAUGAUGAAUUCUUUGAUGCACAUGAGGGCUUGUCCGAUAACGAAGAGGUGUUCCCAAAAGAAAUCACCAAAUGGAGUUCCAACGAUCUCAUGGAUAAAAUUGGAAGCUCUGAAUGCGAUGUCCAGGAUGACUUGUAUCAUGAAACAUCAACAGAGUACCAUGCUGGUUCCAGUGUGGAAAGGCUAAGCAUCAUAGAGGAUGAAUCAGUGCAGCCAUCAAUGCAGCCAAGCAAAAUCCACGUCCUAAUCUUGGUACUACAUGGAGGAAACAUCCUGGAUACAGGAAGUGGUGACCAGAAUUCAAAACAAGGAGAUGUCAAUACUAUCACAACAGUGUUUGAUACAGUAAUGAGGGUACAUUACCCAGCUGCUCUUGGACACAUUGCACUCAAGCUAGUUCCUUGCCCAGCCAUCUGCUCAGAAGCCUUUUCACUGGUAUCCAACCUUAGCCCUUACAGUUAUGAUGAAGGAUGCCUCUCCAAUAGUCAGGAUCACAUUCCACUCGCUGCACUUCCUCUGCUAGCAACAUCAUCCCCACAAUAUCAGGAGGCGGUAGCCACGGUGAUUUUGAGAGCCAAUCAAGCCUACAGCGAAUUCAUUAAAUCACAAGAAGGCACAUCAUUUACUGGCCAGGUCUGUUUGGUAGGGGACUGCGUAGGAGGAAUCCUGGGAUUUGAUGCCUUAUGUUACAGCAAUCAGACUGUGUCUGAGAGCCAAAACAGCAGCCGACGAGGGAGUAUUGUGAGUGUGCAGGACACUGACCUCCUGUCUCCUGGAAUAAUUGUGAACAACAGUUAUUGUUCCAGUGGCUCCAACCUGGAGGCCAGCAGACACCUCAGCAGAAGCAACAUUGAUAUUCCUCGGAGCAACGGAGAGGAUCCAAAGAAGCAGCUGCCCCGAAAAAGGAGUGAUUCAUCAACCUACGAAAUGGAUACAAUAAAGCAACAUCAGGCAUUCCUUUCAAGUUUACAUUCUAGUGUUCUGAGAAAUGACCCAGGAUCCAGACGAUCGAGUAGCUCCACAAUGUUGGAUGGAGGAAACCUUGGAAAAUUUGAAUUUGAGAUCACAGAUUUCUUCCUGUUUGGGUCUCCCUUGGGCCUGGUCCUUGCAUUGAGAAAAACCGUCAUCCCAGCUCUUGACAUCUUUCAGCUGAGGCCAGCCUGCCAACAAGUCUAUAACCUGUUCCAUCCUGCAGACCCAUCUGCCUCACGCCUGGAGCCCCUUUUGGAAAAGAGAUUCCACGUGUUGCCUCCCUUCAAUAUUCCACGCUACCAGAGGUUCCCAUUAGGUGACGGCAGUUCUGCUCUUCUGGUUGAGACAGUCCAGAACAACCCCAUCCUCCUUGUGGAAAGCAGCCCAUUGGUUGCUCUCCAGCGCCAGGACAGCUUCAUGGAAACCUGUAUACCUGUUCCAGUUCUGAAUUGGCAAGAUGUUUCCAAUAAAAAUGCCGUUUUUGCUGAGUCAGAUGUUGUUCAGUCUCAUGGUGCAGUCUUCAUGGAAAAUGCGUCCCUUUCCACCCCCAUUACAACCCCUCAGUUCAGGGGAUUCCGGAGGGCCAGUGAGAUCAGCAUUGCCAGCCAGGUCUCAGGAAUGGCAGACAGUUACACUGCUUCCAACAUAGCUAACAAAAACAAAAAUCGUCUUAACCAUGCCAGAGGAGGAUUUAGCUUUCUGUCCCAACUUGCCCUCCCUCACAAAUCCCCCACCCAAGCCUCGCCCAAGAGACGUAGGCAACGUAAACAUGAAAUACCCCAGAAUCAUUUAGGAAGAAGGCUUGAGGGGCCAUCAAGUUGGGAUCCGGACUCUAUUCUACAAAUACCAGAUCUGGACAUCAAGAAAGUUGCUGCCAGAUGGUGGGGAACAAAAAGAAUAGACUAUGCCCUUUACUGUCCCGAUGCACUGACUGCCUUUCCGACGGUAGCCUUACCACACCUCUUCCAUGCAAGCUACUGGGAAUCGACAGAUGUAGUCUCCUUCCUGCUGAGACAGGUGAUGAGACACGAAAACUCCAGCAUUCUGGAACUGGAUGGAAAGGAGGUCUCUGUAUUCACUCCUUCAAAGCCCAGGGAGAAGUGGCUGCGCAAGAGGACACAUGUCAAGCUAAGGAAUGUCACAGCCAACCACAGAAUCAAUGAUGCCAUCGCUAAUGAAGACGGACCCCAGACCUUAACAGGAAGGUUUAUGUAUGGGCCGUUAGACAUGGUCACACUCACUGGGGAAAAGGUGGACAUUCACAUCAUGACCCAGCCGCCAUCUGGAGAGUGGAUUUACUUUGACACCGAAAUCAGCAACAGCAGUGGCCGGAUUUCCUACGUUAUCCCUGAGAACAAGCGGCUGGGGAUUGGCGUAUAUCCCAUCAAGAUGGUGGUCAGGGGUGACCACACAUAUGCAGAUAGCUAUAUCACCGUUCUACCUAAGGGGACGGAAUUUGUGGUCUUCAGCAUUGAUGGUUCCUUUGCAGCCAGCGUGUCUAUAAUGGGUAGUGACCCCAAAGUCAGAGCUGGCGCAGUUGAUGUUGUAAGGCACUGGCAAGACCUUGGCUACCUCAUUAUCUAUGUCACAGGCCGACCUGAUAUGCAGAAGCAAAGGGUGGUGGCAUGGUUAGCACAGCACAAUUUCCCCCAUGGGAUAGUCUCAUUCUGUGAUGGGCUUGUCCAUGACCCACUGCGGCACAAGGCCAACUUCCUGAAAACCCUCAUUACAGACCUCCACAUGAGGAUCCACGCCGCAUACGGAUCCACUAAGGAUAUUUCGGUGUACAGCGCCAUUAGUUUGCCACCCACGCACAUCUAUAUCGUUGGCCGACCAACCAAGAAAUUACAGCACCAGUGUCAGUUCAUUACUGAGGGGUACGCAGCCCACCUUGCCCAGCUGGAGUAUAACCAUCGCUCCCGGCCUGCUAAAAACACGACCCGGAUGGCACUGAGAAAAGGCAGCUUUGGUCUCCCCAGCCAGCCAGAUUUCCUGCGCAAGAGGAACCAUUUGCUACGUACCAUCUCCUCACAGCCCCCGGGGACGACCGGGAAUGCCAGCCACAGACCUGAACGAACGCAGAGCCAGUCAGACAGCGAUAGGGAGAGAGAGCGGGAGCGUAGCCAAAGAAGCAUGAGCAUUGCCACUGGGUGCUGGGGCCGGAGCGCAGCCUCAAAACUGGAAUCUGGCACUUUAGGUCAGAAGUAGAGCCAGCCAGGAGCCAGUGACAGUCGGCCACAGCCACCAGAGGAGAAACAGAAGGAAUAAAGGACAAGGCCAGCAGUGUGAGAUGGAAGGGUAAAUAUGGUGCUACUCUCUAACAACAACAUGGUAUGCUAGGAGGAAAGGCUGGUGUAUUUUCCACAUGGAAUGUGCAGGCCUUAAAAUGGCGUGUUGGGUUUGCAGAGCACUAGCCUGAAAAACCAUUUGAAAUUAGGGAACCAAGGGGGAAAACACAGUUUCCAGAUCAAGACUAUGCUCUCUUCUGCCUCCUUUUCUUAUCCAGGUUUAGUGACUGUAAAUAUGUGCCUCCCUCACCUUCUUAGCCAUCAAUCAGAUACACGUGACUGAGUGUGAUCCUCAGUGCCAUGGGGUGGAAGGAGAAGAAGUCUGGUUAGACCUUUCACUUGGGUUGUUCCAUUAGCCAGACUGAAAGAGGCUGCUGGAUACCAGUACUUUUUUGUGUGUUUUUAAACUAAGUAUGUCAUUUCCAAGGUGCAGAGAGGCUGAAACGAGAGGCUUCUUCUGCACUGGGUGAAGCAAUCAAGUGUUUUACAUGUACAGAGAGCUUAGAAUUUAUCCACUUUGUACCCAGGAGGAUGUAUAUCAGCAAGGCAUUAACGAAGUGUCAACUGCUGUUGGUAGGAGCCGUAUGUCAGCAGAUUGAUGCUCUAGAAAGUGGGGUCAUUAGUUUUUUGUUUGUGUUUUAAACAUUUUGAAAGGUGAUGGAAUUUAAUGCAUUAAGCUAUUAAAAAAAACAAGGAGUUUUGUUUUAGCUGUUAAAAACAUCAGCCACUUACUUUACUGUAUAGUUCUCCAAGUAUUACUGCUGUAUAUUAUUUCAGAAACUAACCACCAUAUAUUUGCAGUGUCUGAAAGUACUCAACAGCUAGAUUACACUGCAUUUCCUGUCAUCAAAAUGCAGAGUCCAAAUAUUUCACCACUAUCCCCAACUCAGAGACAUUUCUUCUUCCCAGGUUCUCUCCGAUAUCAGUAACAGCUUUCACGGGAAUUAGACUUGCUUCUUUUAACUGUAGUUAUUCAACUGUAAAACCUCAUUGUUUUUGCACUGAUAAUUUUUAGAAUGGAGACCUGUUACCAUCUCAUGUAGCUACACCUAAUUGUUUGUAGUGCAUGACAAUUAAAUAUUACUAAGCCAGGGUGUGUGUAUAUAUAUACAUAUAUAUUAUAUAUAUAUAAAUUUGUGUAGAAGUUUUUCCACCAAUAAGGAGAUUGUAAGGAAGUGUGCCAACUAAGUUGCACAAGCUUAAGAAAAGGCCAUAUCUUAAUUUUCCUAGCCUCUCUUUCAGUGGAUGUGGCUGAGCUGAUGGUUUGGUGCGCUGCCAUGACUUGAAUCUCUCUCUUGCACUGAGCAUGCCAGGGUCUGGGAGCACUGCAGAGGUGACAUUUCCAGUCUGCAGGACAAUGUGCUGGGCUGCUUGCUAGCACCCCCUACCGACCACUGCAGAAGAGGAGAUUGUCAGCCACAAGGUAUUCAAAGGUGAAGGACAUAAUUUAAGGAGGAGCAGAGAGAACAGUGCCUAGAACAGAGGGGUUGCCUGAAAGCCCUGCCCCCUCCCAGGUCAAACUAGCCAGGAUUUCUGAAUUUCCAGCCUCGGUGAAGGGUGCAGCUUCCUUCUUGCACACACCAACUGGGGUAUGGGAAAUAUCCACACUGGGAUAUUUGGGGCUCCCACCUGCCUAUUUCACAUGAAGAUUUUAUAUUCAUAG